CAAGAACCUGUUGUGUUUGAUUACGAUGAAAUGGCCGAGCUACUAAAGCCUCUUUCGGAAUGUUAUCCGGUUUAUCAGUUUAUUGAUGGGAUUUCGCCAUAUGUCCCGGUAAUUACAAGGAAAAUUGAUCCUGAAUAUGAGACUCGAAUUGAAAAGCUAAGAAGAGAGCAGGUAUGUUCGAGUUAA
This is a messenger RNA of Gongylonema pulchrum, 186 nucleotides long. NCBI's taxonomy places the organism in Eukaryota, Metazoa, Nematoda, Chromadorea, Rhabditida, Gongylonematidae. The record is from the annotation of a GenBank genome assembly.